Microcebus murinus (gray mouse lemur) is the source of this 1809-nucleotide messenger RNA. NCBI's taxonomy places the organism in Eukaryota, Metazoa, Chordata, Mammalia, Primates, Cheirogaleidae. The record is from RefSeq and is a predicted model, not a curated record.
AUGGCGCGUGGCGGCUGGGUGGCCGCGGUCAUCGCAUCCACGCUCGGGGACGCCGCCUUGCGCGCCCCGAGGGCGUCAGCGCUGACGCAGACCCGGUGCCGCUGCCCCUCCGGCGCGCGGGAGCGGCGCGGCGCGAACGCUGGCGGCUCGGUGCUGCGGCAAGGUGUCCGGGAGUCGGCGCCCCGAGCCGCGCGCGGCCAGCUGCUCCGCAGGGCAAAGAAGCUGCCGCGAGUCCGCGAGCACCGAGGGCCCCUGAGCCAGCUGCGCGGCCGCCCGCCCCGGUGGCAGCCGGUCUUCUGCGUCCUGCGCGGCGACGGGCGCCUGGAGUGGUUCGGUCGCCAGGAGUGGGGGCCCGAAGCUCGGCCCGCCCCGCCCCCGCCCCGCCCCCGCACCCCUCCCCCGGUGGAUUUUGGGCCAGACUACCUCGUGCUCCUGGCGCCCUCGCCCGGCUGCCCCGAGGGCCGCGCUGGGGAAGAUCCCGACGCCCUCCUGGAAGUGCCCGUGCGCUGCCCCCUGUUCCUGGAGCACCCCUUCCGGAGGCACCUCUGCUUCUCGGCCCCCACCAGGGAGGCACAGCGUGCCUGGAGGCUGGCCCUGCAGGGCGGCAUCCGGCUUCGGGGCACAGUCCUGCAGCGAAGCCAGGCCCCCGCCGCCCGGGCCUUCCUGGACACCGUCCGCCUCCACCGGCAGCAGCAAGGCCACUUCGGCGACGACGACGUGACCCUGGGCUCGGACGCCGAGGUGCUGGCCGCGGUGCUGAUGCGGGAGCUGCUGCCGGCGCUGCGGGCCCGGACCCCGCCCAGCCUGCCGGGCGCCGGCCGCGCGCGCGCCUGGGCCUGGACCGAGCUGCUGGACGCCGUCCACGCGGCCGUGCUGGCCAGGGUCUCCGCGCGGCUGCGCGCCUUCCAGCCCGAGAAGGACGAGCUGCUCGCGGCGCUGGAGAGGACGAUCCGCGCGGACCUCGACCACACGCUGCAGCUGCGAGCUCGCGCGGCGGGCGGCCUCCAGACGGGUGUCCAGGGCCUGCUCGAGUCGUGCCUGCGCCGGGAGGUGGACGCGCAGCUGCCCCGAGUCACGCGGACGCUGCUGCGCACGGUGGAGGCCGCGACCGCGGCGGUGCGGGCCCUCCUGGCCCGGGGCGUGGAGCGCCUGUGUGGCCGCCUGCGCCAGGACCCGUCGGGCGCGCGGCUGCGGCGGGAGGUUCACGCGUUCGGGGAGAUGCCGUGGGACCCGGAGCUCAUGCAGGCGUGCUACCGAGAGGCCGAGCGGGCCAAGGGGCCGCUGGGGCAGCUGGUGGCGCCGUUUGGCUUCCUGGGGACGCAGAGCCUGGUGUUUGGGGUCCAGGACCUCGCACAGCAGCUCCUGGCGGACGCGGUGGCCACCUUCCUGCAGCUGGCCGACCAGGCUCUGCCCACGGGCCUGGCCUGCGACCAGGCUGCCCGGCAGCUGGAGAAAGUCGGGGGGCGCGUGCUGAAGAAGUUCGAGUCGGACAGCGGCUCGGGGCGGAGGGCGUUCGUGCGGGGCUGGGCGCUGAGCGUCUUCCUGCCCUUCGUGCUGCGCCGGCUGGAGGCGAGCCGCGGACAGGAGCUGCCCGAGAUCGAGGGUGACGUUCUGGCUGUGGGCGGCCAGGCCCUGACCACCCAGGGCAUCUACGAGGGUGUCAUCCGGGAGGUCUUGCUGGCGAGGAUCGACCGAGAACUGACGAGGGCCCUUGGUGCCAGUGACGCGUCCUGUUCUCCUGCUGGCGGCCCAGAGGCCGAAUGGGAAGAGGAGGAGGAGGAGGUGAGGACCCCACGGGAAGGGAUGUAG